AGACAUGUGAUACUAUUUUGGAAAAGUCAUUAUGUUUUAGUGCUAUUUAAGUAAAUUCCCCUUUUUUUAUCGGACACCUGCAACCAAAGCAAGAGUUAACCGUGGCGAGGGCUGAAAUAUUUGGAGAAACGGAAAUUCUCGUAAGGCAUAGAAAUAGGGAGGGAAAGGGACUGUUUCCCAAGACCGUAUCAGAUUUUGAUACGAUUCUAUUGUUUGGUGUCACCAAUAUGGAGGAGCUCUUGGAAAGGGUGAAGCAAACUCUAGACAGCCCCACCAACCAUUACAUAUUUCUUGUUUAUUUUCUCACUUGGCACUCCAUGGGAUAUUACGUGCAACUUGAAACGGGUAUGGACCUUGCGGAACUACUAGGACCCAAACAAAUUUAUUUGUUUAUGGCAAAGUAUAAAUCCAUCCAUUCAUGCUCAUCCACCUCUCUUCUUAGCCACGGGUUCCUAGUUUAAAUCAUUUGAGUUGUGACUUAGUUGAUUUGUAUGUGUAUUUGUACACAUACAAUCACCCAUCUCGAUCUAGCUACCUAGUCUGAUCUCUUUGCAAGGUUUUGAUAAACAUUCAUUUUGUGCUCUCUUUUUUUGUGAUUUUUUCAGUCAUCCAGUAACACUUGCCAAACCACGCACCAUUAUUUCUCCAUCUUCUUCAUGUCAUCCCAUCCCAUUCUAUUUCUGCACCUUUCUUUUCUCUUUUUUAAUACUGACUUCUACACAUAUUUCCGAUAAAGUAAUGAGCUGAGGAUUGAAUAAAUGAUAUAUUGAUCUUUCCUUUUUAGAAACAAUUGUUGGUGAUUUGAUGAAAUCACUUGUUCGGGUAAAAAAAAUUAAAAUUUAAGUAACCUCUUGUGUAAUGGACCUCCAUGAUCUAAUAUAAUUCUACCCUUCUAGCUAAUAAACAAAUUAUAAUCACUAGUUCAAAUUUCAGCCACGAACUCGAAAUGGGUGAUUGUAUGUGUACAAAUACACAUACACAUCAACUAAGUCACAACACAAAUGAUGUAAACUAGGAACCCGUGGCUAAGAAGAGAGGUGGAUGAGCAUGAAUGGAUGAAUUUAUACUUUGCCAUAAACAAAUAAAUAUGUUUGUCCUAGCAGUUCCGCAAAGUUCAUACCCGUUUCAAGUUGCACGUAAUAUCCCCUAGAGUGCCAAGCGAGAAAGUAAACAGGAAAUAUGUAAGGGUUGGUGGGGCUGUCUAGAGUUUGCUUGACCCUUUCCAAGAGCUCCUCAAUGUUGGUGACACCAAACAAUGGAAUCGUAUCAAAAUCUGAUACGGUCUCGGGAAAGAGUCCCUCUCCCUCCCUAUUUCUAAGCCUUACGAGAAUUUCCGUUUACUCCAAUAUUUCAGCCCUUGCCACGGUUAACUAUUGCUCUGGUUGGGUGUCCCAUAAAAAAGGGGAAUUUACUUAAAUAGCACUAAAACAUAAUGACUUUCCCUAAAUAGCAUCCCAUGUGUUUUCUUUCCAAUGUAGCACUUUUAGUCAUUAUUCAAGUAAGUAUUCGCUAUCACUAGACAUUAUGGACAUUAUUAAAUGCUAUUUAGGAAAUAAAACAAUUUAAGUGAUAUUUAGGGAAAUGACUUAAAUUCUAGUGCUAUUUAGUGCAAAUAUUUCUAAAAAAACCCCAAUCUUCAUCCGAGAAUGAAUUGGAUCCGGCACUGGAGGCAUAGGACCCUACCGCUGGAGGAGUAGAGGGGGCUCCCGAAGAGACAAAGAUGUCUUUCUCGUACCACACCGACGACCCGCAGUCGCCGGCCAUGCACCCAAACAGAGAGUUGCUGCUGCUGGGUAUGCCACCAAGGCCCACACGUUCCUACAGCCCCCCGCCCUUGGACGACGACGCCAUAUUGAUGAUCAGCAACGGCUGGUGCUUUGCCUUCGCCGCUGUCCUUUCCAGCUCGAAGAUGAGAUAUCAGCACAAACCCGAUUUCAACACUUUGUCCGAUGGCCGCCCAUGAAUUCUGCUAGGACCGAUAGAGUUACGUGCGCGUUGAUUGCGUAUGGCGCUGUGGCGAGGCUAAGGCACCUCGAUUGGGCUGUGCAUGACGAUGUCGUUGAGGCUAGCAAUGGCGAUCGCCAUUUUCAAUGCAAUGGUGUAUGGCGUUCGCAAUUGGCGCAAUUAAGUUCUCGCUCCAUUAUGUAUUCGUUUUUUCGUUCACCAUUUGACCGCCCGCCACUCGCCACAAAAAAGAUGCCAGCCUUUAUUUUGUACUCAAGGUUGAAUGCUUGCAUUAUUAUUAAGGUACAAAAUCUCAAAACUUCCUCUGUUUAGUGUUGAACUCUGUUGGUUAUUUCAGUGGUCAAUUUGAUGUUAUUUCGGUGAUGAACCAACACUGCUUUGAAUCAAAACUUCUCAAAAACAUCCCUGGUUAGUGUUGAACUUGUGUUAUUUUAGUGUGAAAUUGAAACUAAAGUUGUGCUAAUUUCUUCACCUAAUAUCUCAUGGCCAACACUAUAACUAAUAUUUUCUAAAACAUUUAGUCAUAUCUUUACGUGUUCAGCCAAUGUCGUCUUUUGAGAGCCAAUAUGUUUUGAUUGUGGACAUAGAAGAUGUUACUCAAAUCUAACACUAGCACUAUGUUUGGUUCAAGAAAUUUUACAAAACUAGUAAAGAGUUUGUCUACUU
This is a messenger RNA of Cuscuta campestris, 2631 nucleotides long. Lineage: Eukaryota; Viridiplantae; Streptophyta; Magnoliopsida; Solanales; Convolvulaceae. The record is from the annotation of a GenBank genome assembly.